Geodia barretti is the source of this 846-nucleotide messenger RNA. The record is from the annotation of a GenBank genome assembly. Lineage: Eukaryota; Metazoa; Porifera; Demospongiae; Tetractinellida; Geodiidae.
AACAAGAGCUUUUCAGUUUCCACCCCUAGUCACGUCGGCGACGUUUCCCGCGCCGCCCAGCGUCGAUCUCUGGUAGAAAAUAGUGAAGGAAAUGGGUCGGUUUGGGGUGGAAUUGCUACUCAUAAUCUUCGCCAGCCUGACAGUUCUCGGCUUCUUGCUGACAGGUAUUGCAUUUCAGUUGCACUCAAUCACGUGACUCCCUACUGGCCCUACAUCAGUGAUACUGGCGGAAAACCACCUGAAAGCUGUGUGUUUUCUUUCAUCUGCAACACUGCCGUCCUUUUUCAACUCCUAAUAGUAUACUUGCGCUACAAGUCGGUCCAUACAUUCUACGCCACGCAAGUCUCCACGUUUUGUCUGCCGUUGAAAGUCUUCAAUUUCAUUGGGUUAAUCGUCGGACUGGCAUCUUCAUUCGGGUUUCUGCUUGUGGCAAACUUUCAGAAUGACUAUGUUCCAGCAGUUCAUUUCCUCGGAGCGUUUGUAGUGUUCUCAGCGGGAAUGCUCUACCAGUGGGUCCACACCUACAUCACGUACCGAGUGUACCGCUCCGGAGUGGCCGGGCAUGUCGGGGUCGGCUGGGUCGUUGCCCAGGCGAUUAUCAGUCUUCUAUCACUCGUCUUCUUUGUUGGAGCUACUCUGUUUGCGGGUCUGGCUGGUAGUCGUCGUCGUCAUCAUAUCGGCCACGGUACAUUUCAUUGGUCAACUCAUGAUGGGGGUUUCGCAUAUCACGUCCUCAGCUCAGCGUGUGAAUGGGCGAUGAGUACGACAUUUCUGGUAUACUUCCUCACUUUUCACCCCGAUUUCAAACGAAUGAAGAUCGACAUUGUGGUUCGUCGCAGAUCAUCG